Drosophila guanche is the source of this 879-nucleotide messenger RNA. RefSeq lists its product as uncharacterized. The coding region runs from base 69 to 878 and encodes 269 amino acids. The transcript has a single exon. NCBI's taxonomy places the organism in Eukaryota, Metazoa, Arthropoda, Insecta, Diptera, Drosophilidae. The record is from RefSeq and is a predicted model, not a curated record.
ACGAACCUCUCGAGCGAGAGAACCUACAGCGUGAAUCAUCCACAGAGAGAGAGAAAGUCAUAAAUAUCAUGGGUUGUUGUUCGAGCAGCAUGAAAAUCGAAGAGCUGAUGGCCAGGCCAGAGCUGCAUGGCAGCAGCUACAAUUUGGCAGCAGGCAGUGCCAGUGGCAGUGGCAAGCGUCUGUAUAGCAGUCGUAAUAGCAGCGGCAUGGGCAGCAGUUCCUGCAACAGCAGCACACGGAGCAGCAAUCGAAGCAUUUGGAGUCGCAGCAGAGCCAUCUGCGAUGACUUUUCCGAGCAGCCGCUGCAGCAGCAGCAGCAGCAGCAGCAGGACCUGGAACGUUCCUGCGGCUACUACACAUGCAGCAGCUCGGCCUCGACGCCCACAAAGCAGCAUCAGCAGCAGCAGCAGCAGCAGCAACAGCUGAUGCGCACCCAGGACAUGAGCAACAGUUCCGCCACAUCGAACGAUUCAAAUGAGUCGACAAACUGCAUUGAUGCCACACCAAUGGCCAGCAAUCUGGAGUGGGAGAUGUACAUGAUGCAGCAGGCGCAGCGAAUUAUGCCAAAGACCUCGUCGCCCAUCAGUCAGCGACGUGGUGGGCCUGGCGUUGAUUCCUACAACAAGUGGCGCAACUAUCUGCAGGGCACACCCGCCCACAUGCUGCACAAUGUCAGCCACAUACCGGAGGCCAUUGCUGGCCACUUCUGCCCCACCAACUUUCCGGCCUUUAGCGAUCUAGAGGAAAUGGAGAGUGCAGCCAAGCGCUUUAAGGUGGAUGUGCACAUGCAGGAGGAGCCACAGGAGGAGCAGGAGCCACUGUACACCACCUCACAGCUGCUGGCGGGGCAUACGCACACCAUCACCACGGACCUGUAGC